AACUUCCGAACCAGUUUGAAGGUCCGUCUCGACGGUACGGCAACCUUGCAGACGACCGGUUUUUCGCAGCAGACGACAGUCGUGUACGAUCCGCUUUUCCUGGACAUUUUCCUUGCAAUAGACCGACUUCAAGCAGCAGUCUCACGGAUUCUCCCUUACCGAAGGCGUUUAGAAGUCUACAGGAGCUGCCGAGGAUGAAGGUGGAGCGAGCCGGCGAACGCAGAAACGUCCUGGGCGAGGGACCUCACUGGGACCACCGGAGCUCAACCCUGCUCUACGAUGACGCGCAGAACGGAGAAAUUGUGCGGUUCGAUCCUCAGGCCGGGAAAGAGACUGAAAUCAUCAGUCUCGAUGGCGAGAUCGGUAACCUGAUCCCUUACGUCGAAGACAACCGCAAGCUAAUGGUGUGCAUGGAAAGUGCCAUCUACAAACUUGACCUCGACACCAGGGAUCAGACCCUUCUUGAGGAGAUGCUGGACCCGGAUUGUCCGGUACGAACCAGAAUCAACGACGGCAAGUGCGACGCCAAGGGACGUCUCUGGGCCGGCACCAUGCCAAGAGAAGUGGACAUAGAGAAUUCCGUUCGAGGAAAGAACAACUUCUACUGCUUCUCCAAGGGCAAGGUGACCUUGAAGAUGCCGCAGAUCUCUUUGUCCAACGGCAUAACGUGGACAUCGGACAACCGGACCAUGUUCUACAACGACUCAAUUCCGGGAAAAACAUACGUCUUCAACUUCGAUGUUGACACCGGAGACAUAAGCAACCGUCGGGUCUUCAUCGAUUUCACCACCACGCCUGGGUACGAGAACCUCGGACUUCCGGACGGCAUGACUAUAGACGUCAAUGACAAGAUUUGGAUGGCCUGCUUCGGCGUUGGCUCGGUCAUCCAGAUUGAUCCGGAAACGGCUAAAAUCCUGAACACAGUCAAAGUUCCGGCCAAGUAUACCACUUCAUGUUGCUUCGGCGGCCAGAAUUACGACGUUCUUUACGUCACUUCAGCCAGCUUCAUGAAGGACGCCACGCAGCCUGGUGACGGAUUGCUGUACCAGGUCACCGAACUUGGUGUAAAAGGGAAGGCGGCUUUUGAAUUCGCCGGCUGAGACCCGGCCGUGCGCGCUG
This is a messenger RNA of Ixodes scapularis (black-legged tick), 1119 nucleotides long. RefSeq names its product regucalcin-like. Gene Ontology annotation, molecular function: gluconolactonase activity; calcium ion binding. The transcript has 6 exons. Lineage: Eukaryota; Metazoa; Arthropoda; Arachnida; Ixodida; Ixodidae. Bases 195 to 1100 code for a protein of 301 amino acids. The record is from RefSeq and is a predicted model, not a curated record. Gene Ontology annotation, biological process: L-ascorbic acid biosynthetic process.